Molecule: messenger RNA, 615 nt
Organism: Caenorhabditis elegans
Lineage: Eukaryota; Metazoa; Nematoda; Chromadorea; Rhabditida; Rhabditidae
Source: the annotation of a RefSeq genome assembly
AUGCCGUAUAUUCAAGAUUUCUCACGAAAUAUUGCAGAAUUAGGAUUUCUUGCCACAUUGGCUGGAAACUCGACUCUUAUAUUCCUAACCAGAUCGAAAACGAAACAUAUCCGAGGCCCAUAUAAGAGAAUGAUCAUUAUUUUUGCAUUCCUUGGAAUCGCGUUUUCCGUGGUUGAAAUGACGGCACGACCAUUUGUGCACAGCUACAAUGGAGCAUUUGUCUACUUCAGUUUGGCGGAGGAAAUCUCUGGAUUGCAGGGAAUUGUCACUUUUCUACUGGCUUUGUAUGCGGGGCUGUAUGCAAUGCUAAUCUCGUUUGUGGCGGUUCAGUUUAUAUUUCGAUAUUUUAUUUUGAACGAUCAUGAAACGGCUCAAAUGUUGUUCCAAGGAUGGAAGUUGAUGAUUUGGGUAAUAUAUGCGAGCAUUUUCGGAGUUGCUUGGAUCUGUUUGUGCUUUUUCUGCGGAAAAUUUGAUGAUUACUCAAUGGAAUAUACAAGGGAAGAAAUGAACGAAGUAUAUGACAUGAACAUCACUCAAACUGCUGGCAUGAUUAUUGUGGCCUACGAACUACUUCGAUGGAUGUCACAUUACUCCGUUCGCACAGAAUCUUAUUAA